AUGGAGAGUCCUCAUGAGCACCAGCAGUCUGUGCUGCUUUCGCGUAUCAUCACCAAUGUUGAGAAACUCAAUGAGGCCGUUAUGGCUAUGAAUAAGGGUCUUCAGGAGGUCAACAUCCAGAACAUGAACGUGGAGUUGGUGGCUCAGAUGUUCAAGAACUACCAAUCCAAUGUCUUGUUUCAUCUAGAAGCUACGGAGAACCUUAAGGAACCGCAAGGUUCUGCUUGA
Penicillium odoratum is the source of this 228-nucleotide messenger RNA. Its product is annotated as DASH complex subunit DAD4. Bases 1 to 228 code for a protein of 75 amino acids. NCBI's taxonomy places the organism in Eukaryota, Fungi, Ascomycota, Eurotiomycetes, Eurotiales, Aspergillaceae. The record is from RefSeq and is a predicted model, not a curated record. Gene Ontology annotation, cellular component: DASH complex; mitotic spindle. Gene Ontology annotation, biological process: attachment of spindle microtubules to kinetochore. The transcript has 5 exons.